Molecule: messenger RNA, 504 nt
Organism: Leptosia nina
Lineage: Eukaryota; Metazoa; Arthropoda; Insecta; Lepidoptera; Pieridae
Source: the annotation of a GenBank genome assembly
AUGGCUAUUUUCCAAGUCUUUUUGUGUAUCUGUGGUAUAGGGCUCGCCUAUGGCUCCGAGGCGGAUGUCAAAGCUUGGUUCUUGGAGAAAGCGAUGGAAUGUAGCCAAGAACAUGUUGUGACUAGUGAAGAAAUUAGGAUGAUGAAAGAACAUCAACUGCCAGAAAGUAAUACUGGGAAAUGUCUAUUAGCUUGCAUGUUUAGAAAAGCAGAAUGGUUAGACGACAAGGGAAUGUUUGACGAAGACAGCGCAUAUAAACUAUCGAUGAAGGAAUACCCUGAUGACAAAGAAAAACUCGAGAACGCGAAAAAGUUGUUCGCGUUGUGUAAGCAAGUAAACGAUGCAACUGUGAGCGACGGAUCAAAAGGUUGCGAACGCUCCUCCCUUCUUGCAACAUGUUUGAUGAAAAAUGCUGCACAGUUAACGAUACAUAUGUCAGAAUUCAUAGAGCAGGAAUACAACCAUGAUUCACUUGGAGGAAGGCGAAAUAGCCCUUACAUAUAA